AUGAAAGGCCCCACCACCAUCCUCCUGGCCCUCCUUAGCCUCACACCUCUCGCCCUCGCCGGAGGCAAGAAGAACUUGUGCAGAGACCGCGGCUUCGAUAUCGACCGCUACCGCGAGGCAUGCGAAAAAGUCGGACAGCCCAUCAGCCUCUGGGGCAAGUGUCAAAUCACCUGCGACCAUCUCCCCACCUACGAGGAGUGGAAAAAGAAGCAGACUUCCAAGAACGCCAUCCACAAGUUCAUCACGGGCCACGACCUGGAUCCCACCAUUCUGCUUCCUCCUCCUCGUGCUGCAUUCGCGGCUUCCACCACUUGUGAGAUCGAGACCGCGGAGACUGUCUCGAGCCUUUUUGCCGAGGAGACCGCCGCCAAUGUGCUCUCUCCCCGUCUUGAGCCGGUUUCCGAGCCCGAGAUCACCGCGGCACCGGCCCCUACCUCAAGAGCCGCCCUGUCGUCUUCACUCCAGGCAGAGGCUUCCGCCCUCGCCGCAAAGGCCUCCUCCUUCGCCAUUGUCCUCGACACUCCCAAGUCCGACAACGUUGCAAGUUCGGUCACGGUUACCGUCGAGAAUCUCGUCGCCAAGUGCACGGGGUCCGCAAAGGCCUUGACUACAAAGGCCCCUGGUAACAGCACCAUCCCCACCCCGACCGCUCGUCAAUCCACGGUCAAGAACCAAAUCCUGGCCGCGAACUUGACCACUACCUGGGCGCCGGCCAUCAAGACCGCACUCUCCAAUGGCUCGAACAAUGCCAUUAUCUGGUCCAUGGCCGCGUUGUGGGUCGGUGUUCAGGUUGUGUUCCUGACAGUCAUGUAG
Molecule: messenger RNA, 813 nt
Organism: Colletotrichum orchidophilum
Lineage: Eukaryota; Fungi; Ascomycota; Sordariomycetes; Glomerellales; Glomerellaceae
Exons: 2
Coding region: 1-813 (270 amino acids)
Source: RefSeq, a predicted model, not a curated record